AUGCCUGCUGAUAUCAGGAGCUUCUUUGGCGGCAAGCCUAGUAGUCAAGGCUCCAGUGCCUCUCCUGCGAAACCGCCCGCGAAGAAAGAGGAACCUGCUGGCAGGAAAAGACGCGGUAGGAAAGUUGUGGACGAUAGUGAUGAGGAGGAGGAUGUCAAGGUGACCAAGGCGCCAACUCCCAAUGCCAAGGUGCCAACAAAACUGUAUGUAUUGCAUUUUGAUUUCUUCAAAGCAGCUCCGUCGUACCUGCUGACCACCUUGCGCAGGAAAACAGAAGCACCGCAAGGCGAGAUCACGACCACGUCGGACUACUUCGCCUCGAGUAAAAAGAAAGGAAGGACAUCCAAAACCAGUACUACGACACCUGCGAAGGAUACCCUGCCCUCCCAUGAUGCCGCCUCAGAUAACAUCAAAGCUGAAAAAUCUCCGGAAGAGAACAAGCAGACUGAGAAGGAGACCCCAAAGCGACAGACACGCGAAUCCAAGAGAAAAGCUACAACCAUUCUAGACGAUGAUGAGCAUGGCGACGAUGACAUCUUUGCAACGGAGUUCGGAAAGCCAGGUAAAGGCGACGAUGACUACGUGGAGGAUGGGCACAGUGAAAAUGGCAGCGACCUCGAAGAACUUGCAGUGAAACCGGCUACGGUAGCUUCGAACAAACCUGGACGUAAAAAAUCCGCCUCGAAGCUAGAGUCGGAUGAUGAUGUAGUUAUGGAGGACGUUCCAAAACCGUCCACCAAAGCAACGAAAUCGGCAGCUUCACAAUCUGCAAGGAAGCGGAAGUCUGAAGCUCUAGGGAAGGAAGACGUCGAUGAAUUUCAAGGUAGUCCUAAGAAAGGCACCUCACGUUCAAAGGCAGCUUCGACGGCUCGCGCCCCUAAGAAAGCAAAAGGGUCUCCGUCUAAGCAAGAUCAACCCGAAAGCAAGGAAAUCCAAAACAUAUUUGACAGUAUCCCAACUGUCCGACCUCCCUCACCUCCUCCGGAUUCCGAUGACAAGAAGAAAUUCAACCCUUUCGCUGCACGAGCGCGGUCUCCUGUAGCAUCUGGGACCGCUGAACUACCGGUUGGGGCCGAAAACUGUCUUGCAGGACUAGCUUUCGUCUUCACUGGAGUCCUUGACACAUUAGGCCGUGAUGAGGGGCAGAACCUGGUGAAAAAGUAUGGCGGUAAAGUUACUGGGGCUCCUAGUUCAAAGACGAGCUAUGUUGUCCUUGGGAGUGACGCUGGACCCAAGAAGCUCAAGACUAUCAGGGAACAUAACCUGAAGACAAUCAAUGAAGAAGGCCUCUUCGAGCUCAUUCGACGGCUUCCAGCCAACGGCGGGGAUGGAAAAGCAGCUGAGAAGCAUGAAGCAAAGAAGAAGGCGGAAGAUCAAAAGAUUCGAGCCAUGGCUGCCGAAAUUGAAGAAGAAGAGAAACGCAAGGCGAAGGCUGCUAGCAUGGCGAAGGCGAUGGUAUCCGCUGGAUCUCAGACGCCACCAAGCUCGCAAGGUCCCAGAGCUGAGGAUGAGCUCUGGACCACAAAAUACGCACCAACGUCUAUGAAUAUGAUCUGUGGUAACAAAGGUGCUGUCGAAAAACUUCAAAGUUGGCUUCGAGACUGGCACAAGAAUGCUAGAAAGAACUUCGAUAGGCCUGGGAAAGAUGGCAUGGGAAUCUACCGCUCCGUCAUGAUCCACGGACCCCCAGGAAUUGGCAAAACGACCGCGGCGCAUCUAGUGGCAAAGCUUGAGGGAUUUGAUGUCCUGGAAACUAAUGCUAGUGACACAAGGAGCAAGAAACUCGUCGAAACAGGUCUUCUUGGAGUCUUAGAUACAACAUCCUUGCAAGGUUAUUUCGCAGCGGAUGGGAAGAAGCUACAAAGGGAGAAGAAGAACAUGGUAUUGAUCAUGGAUGAAGUUGAUGGGAUGUCAGCUGGUGAUCGAGGUGGUGUUGGGGCUUUAGCCGCUAUCGCAAAGAAAACGCAGAUCCCACUCAUUCUCAUAUGUAAUGAGCGAAGGCUUCCGAAAAUGAAACCCUUCGACCAUGUUACGUAUGAGCUGCCCUUUAGACGCCCAACUGCCGAACAGAUUAGAGCUAGACUUUCAACGAUCUGUUUCCGAGAGGGCCUGAAGAUUCCGCCCCCUGUUCUCGAUAGCCUAAUCGAGGGAACGCAUGCCGACAUUCGUCAAGUUAUCAAUAUGCUGUCGACUGUCAAGUUAGAUCAGAAGAAUUUGAAUUAUGAGAAGGGCCGGGAGAUGUCAAAGGCCUGGGAAAAGCAUGUGGUCUUAAAGCCGUGGGAUAUUGUUAGCAAGAUCCUCAACGCCCAGACGUUCUCGCCGAGUUCGAAAUUAACGCUGAAUGACAAGAUCGAACUUUAUUUUAACGAUCACGAAUUCAGCUACCUGAUGCUCCAAGAAAACUAUCUGAGAACAAGACCGACCUUGGCUGGCAAUUAUCAAGGCAAAGAGCAAAAGCUGAAAUCGCUCGAGUUGAUGGAUAACGCAGCGUCAAGCAUUAGCGACGGUGACCUUGUUGACAAAAUGAUUCAUGGAACACAGCAGCAAUGGAGCUUGAUGCCGACCCAUGCUGUUUUCAGCUUUGUCCGACCAGCCAGUUACACCUACGGUAAUAUGAUGGAGCGACCUGGUUUCACGAGCUGGCUAGGGCAGAACAGCAAACAAGGCAAGCUUUGGCGUUACAUCAAGGAAAUUCAAGGCCACAUGCGCCUUCGUGCUUCUGGAGACCGUGACGAGAUUAGACAGCAGUAUCUACCCCUCGUUUGGGACAAGCUUAUUCGCCGAUUGAUGAAAGAAGGAAAAGAAAGUGUCGAAGAAGUCAUUGAUUUCAUGGACAGUUAUUUCCUCACCCGGGACGAUUGGGAUGCAAUGGUCGAGCUCGGUCUUGGUCCUAUGGACCAGUCGACGGUGAAGCUGGACACACAGACCAAAGCAACGUUUACGCGUAUUUACAACCAGCGCUCGCAUCCACUUCCCUUCAUCAAGGCCAGUAGUGUCGCUGUCCCUAAAAAGAUGCCGAAGGAGAAACCCGAUAUUGAAGAUGCCAUCGACGAGUCAGAUGAGGACAUACUCGAGGAUGAGACAAAAGAGGACGAGGAAAGUGACGAACUUGACCUUAAGAAGGACAAGUAUGUCCGCGUACCAAAGAAAUCCGCGCAGAAGAAACCCGCCCCAAAGGGCGGCGCGGGCAAAGGGAAGAAGGCCAAGAAGGCCGCCGAUGAUGACUUUAUUGAAGAUGACGAGAAGCCGAAGAAAGGCAAAGAUUUUACGAUAUGGCAGCUGCGCACGUCUUACCUAUCCACAAUCAAAGACGGAAUUGGCGACAGACUCAUCAACGUGAACAACUCCGUUCUCAAUACCCCUGGAUUUCGUGCGGCGGGCUGGUCGUCGGUUUCCACAAACCCCAGCGCACAAAGUAAAGCUGCCCAUAUUCGGCGGACAUAUUCUCCUCCCAUCCCCACCACGGCCGCGGUUACCUCUGAGUAUUAUCAACUGGGUGUUCAUAGAGAUGCGAACGAAGCACAACGACUUGGUUUGGGGGAGGAUGGCGAGGAAGAUGAAGGGGGUAUGGUGACGGGCAAAAGCUCUACAGAGGUGAUUGGACGCCGGCCUCAAGGACGCGGUGGGAAAAGAGCUCAUCGAAAAGAGCGCCAACAACAAGAUUCUUAUAAGCAAAGAGAUGCCGAGGAAGAUGACAGCAGUGAUUUGAGUGACGAGAGUGACGACGAUGCGGACAGUCAAAGAGCCUCUCAACAGAUUAAAUUCCCGAAACUGCCAAUACGGACACGAGCCGGUUCCUCUCCAAUACGUUCAACAGAUCGUCAAGAAGGCCCACAAGUCAUGGUUACAUCUCCUUCCCACCCGUCCAUGGGCAUUCAUUACCGCACAGGAUCGUUGGGAACUGCUGUCAGUGUGAACGAGCGGCCACGAAGGGAUACAACUACUACGGCCAGUAGCGACAUGUCAUCGGAUAACGAAAUGGGUUCCUUAGCCUCCCGGAAACAGAUUCAGUUUUCUGACCAGGAUCAGGUUAUAGAGUUGGCCAGCUACAGGCGGAGGGGAGCUGGCAACCGGGACCUUGAAGGGCUGGUCGAGCAUCCGGAGGAUUCAGGUGCUGAGUCAGUGGACUCAGCACUUUCAUCUGAUUUUGAUGCCACGGCGGGUUCGGCAUCGCUCUUGGUAGGCGUUGGUAUUACUGGCAGCUUGGAUUCUUCAUCACCUAUGAUGAUGCACAAGUUACCGAACGGAACAGGUCCUCAAACCACGUCCCCCCGCAAGACCAAGACACCGGCCCCCGAGUUACAAGAUUUGCCUCCACCACGGCCUAUCAGCACAGUGCAACCUGUAAGCUUGCUGUCGAAGGCACUCAACGCGCGCAAACGAGCACCAGCAAAUCCCGUUGAGAUGUUUGCGGUGCUCUCGGGAAAAGGGCUUACAGAUGCAUUGAAUAUCAAAUUAUACCUUCCGUUUUCCUCACAUCCUGAGGAGCCAAUUGACCUCCCCAUUGCGCGAGAGUCUAAACUCGCGGAACUACCCGCCCCGGUGACUGUCGUUGAGGCUAUUGGAUUGGCACUCUGGCGGUACUCGGAAAAAGGUCGCGAACCGUCCAUUGAGCGCAACAAGUUGAAUGUUAACCGGUGGACGCUCCGGAUGGUGGAAGACGGUGAGGUAGAAUACGACUUUCCCCCGUUGGGACGGACGUCACAGAUCACAGAUUUUACGUCAAAUAACAAUCGAGCAGCUGGGGCAAGAGGUCGGGGACGAGGGAAACAGUACGAUGAAUUUGCCCUGGUGGAGGCUUCCGACAGCGAAUUCGAAGAGAACGAGCGUCAGUUCCCUAUGUAUAGCCAGGCAGUUGUUUCUGAAGACACCAAUGAUGCGGCAUCGGCUCUCAACGUCCCUUCGGCUCAACCGGCUCCCCCAAUCAGAGCACCCCGGACAAACCCGAUCUUAGGACCGUUCUCGUCGGCACUGAAUGACAAUACACUCACCCCGGCGGAUCGGCCUGCGGUGCCCACGUCGCAUGCCACCCCGCGCAUGGGGAUAUCGAAGACCCUGAAGAUUCGGUUUAUUAACAUCGAGGGCUCUACGCAAGUCACGACUCUGAACACGUCUACUGACAGCUACAUUGCAGAAAUCUUGGAUUCUGUCUGCAAACGAUGGGGUUUGGAUAAGGGGAACUAUCUCCUUAAGGUGAUGGGGUCUAAUACGAUAGCACCUUUGGACCGCACCGUGGAAGCGCUGGGGCACAUUACCGAGCUGGAUCUCGUGCGCCGGCGCUUCGGGCCCCAGUCGUUGACGGGUUCCCCCGGCAGCUCCUCGCCCAACGCACCGCUCCAGAUCGACAACAACAGCGUGUCGAGCAAAAAAGGAAAGAAGAGCGGGCAGCGCAUGCUACACCCGCUCUCCCAGAAGCAGGAUCUCAUUGGGGGGUACUACCGUCGGUACCACGUGUUCCGCAAGCAAUCCAUGUCUUUCACCGCGUCGAAUCAUCGGGUCCUUACGUUUGACAAUGACUAUAUGCACAUCAUGCCAGGGGACACGGCGAAGACGGGGUCGGACACCAAGACGCGGUCGAUUAGUUUUAACGACGUGGUGGGAUGCAAGGUGAGCCGUCGGCAUCCCAAGAACUUCCGGGUGGUUGUGCUUCGUGGCAACGAUGCGAACGAGCAAAAGCGAUAUGACUUCGAGGCGCGGAACGCCCUCGAGGCGGUGGAGAUUGUGGAUGAGAUUAAGAAGAACAUGGCGCAUUACCGGAUUUAG
Messenger RNA from Aspergillus alliaceus, 5763 nucleotides. RefSeq lists its product as uncharacterized. Gene Ontology annotation, molecular function: ATP hydrolysis activity; DNA binding; ATP binding. Gene Ontology annotation, biological process: DNA replication. Lineage: Eukaryota; Fungi; Ascomycota; Eurotiomycetes; Eurotiales; Aspergillaceae. The coding region runs from base 1 to 5763 and encodes 1920 amino acids. The transcript has 7 exons. The record is from RefSeq and is a predicted model, not a curated record. Gene Ontology annotation, cellular component: nucleus; DNA replication factor C complex.